Messenger RNA from Dermacentor andersoni, 3857 nucleotides. The record is from RefSeq and is a predicted model, not a curated record. NCBI's taxonomy places the organism in Eukaryota, Metazoa, Arthropoda, Arachnida, Ixodida, Ixodidae.
GCAACGCGGUGCUCCCCAGACGACCCCACACAGGAUCGACUCCUGCAACGCACGGAAGUGACGUCACUAAAUGUCAACGUCACAUGCACGCGUAUUUCCGUUUUUUCGAGGGCGCGUGGUUUGAUUGCUUGUUCGCACGUGACAUUCAGUACGCAUCCCGUCAGCCGCGCUUGCGGGUCGUGCUUUUCUGCUGCCGCUGGUGCUGGACCCAAGGCCUGGUUCUGCUGCAUUCUCGCAAGCCUUUGACAUCAUCCUUUUAUAUGCGCGAAAGCUGCUUUGCAGGGUUAUCUUAUAUUUGCUAGCGUUAUAUAUAUCUAUUCUAAUAAGUAUUUUGAUGGUAUUUUGAUUGUGCUAGUCGCGUAUUUGCCGAUCUUGCUGUCCUUGUUCGCGACCUCUUGCUUUGUUCAACCCUAGCGCGGAUUUCCCUGAUUCAACGUAUAUAUAGUGCUGACUAGAAGGUAGCCUCCUUUCGUUUGUGAAAAAAGCUCAGAUUUAUUUUCUCGCAGUCUUUUUUUUUCUUCUAGGUGUCAUUUUAGAUUGCACUGCUUGCAACAUGACACGUGUUUUGGUUGCCGGUGACUCGAUGGUGAAAUACGCGGACCAGUAUUUCCCAUCGCGUCGUAGUUUGUCAGUCAGUGUUGCCGCGCAUAGAGGAGUAAGGAUUGAGCAUUUGCUGUCAAUGAUUGCUGACAAGCUAGCUGGUUUUGAUGUUGUCAUUGUGCACGUUGGCACUAACAACACUGUUGACAGUGUCAGCGUGUGCAUGGACAAGUAUCGCCAGCUCGCUCAGGGGAUCAUUGAGAGAAAUCCCAUGGUGCAUGUAGCUUUUUCUGCCAUUCUUCCUCGGGGGCAGAAUCAGUACAGCUCAUGGGAAGCUCAGUCCUCAUGGUUGGAUGACCUGAAUGGUAACUACAAAAGGAUUAACAGUGCCCUGAUGCAGUACUGCCACGAGUGCGGCUACACAUUCCUGGGUGGUCUCGUGGACAACUGGCCCAGUUGCCUGAGCAGAGAUGGUGUCCACCCGAGCCGCUUUGGUAACAAGGUGCUGGCAGACUUCCUGUACCAGGGGGCCUGCACCCUGUCCAUCCAUCUGGAGAGAAGCCGCAUCCAGCAGUCCUACAAGGAGACCCAGGCACCUUCUUCAUGGACCAGUUGGACUCGGCAGGACAGCAUCCCUGCCAUCUCCGAGGCUGACUUUCCCCCGCUUGACAGGUGGUGUAAGGAUCAUUUCCUGAGUGACAGCUGCAUGGUCUCAAGUGCCACACCAGUGGUGACAAGCAGCAUUCAGCUGCUGCCAUCUGUGAAGCUCGACACUGCUCAAGAAAAGUAUUCUUACACCUACAAGAGGCUUUGUGAAAUGUCCAAGACUGUGGCUAAUGUAUUAUCUAAUUGUGGUGAGAAGGAGCUAAUGGAAAAACUUGCAUCAUGCGAGGCAUUCUUCAGAAACUUAACCACCUUUCCUAGUAAUCAAAUUACAGUUAGCUUACAAGGUACACCAGCUCCAUUACCCCAGUUGACUGCUACAAGCAGUUGCAGGCAUUCGAAAAGUACAAAACUUAAUGUACCUUUGGUAAAAGCAAGAAGAGGACGGCCAAAGAAAGUCAAACCUGUUAAGCGUAAGUUUUUGCCAUCGCAAAAGCAAAUGGUAAGCCUUGCAAUGGUGACAGCAGACAUGUUAAAUGUCUGCAAACGCUACUCUCUUUCAGAUGCCGAUUUAAAUGCUUUAGUACAGGGCACCUCAAUAUCAGACAGCGUGAUUAUUGUAGCACAAUACUUGAUUCAUAAAAAGUUUCCUCACUGGGAUGGCUUUCAAGAUGUGCUACUUGGCCAUCGUUUACUAUUUACUAAAGUAGAAAGCCCUUUUAUUCAAAUCUUGCAUGUCCGAAAUCCCAAUCACUGGCUUACGGUAACCAAUGCUGACGCUGAUGAAAACACAGUCUUUGUAUAUGACUCAAUUGACCAAGGUACUCCUUCUGAUGCCAUCAGGCAAAUCUGUCACAUGCUAAAAUUGCAGUCACCAACGCUGACCAUUUGCACUAAAGGGGCACAAAACCAGUGCAACACGCUUGACUGUGGCUUGUUUGCAAUUGCAAAUAUGUAUUAUUUAGCAUCAGAUUGGAGACCAGAAAAUUUAAACCUUAGUCAGAGUAUGCUGCGCAGACAUUUGCUGAAAUGCAUACAAAAAGGCAACAUGGAAGAUUUUCCACUCACAAGCUCCCCCACUACUCGUGUGCGGCCAAAAGAUUGUAUUUAUGAGUUGCAUUGUGUAUGCAGGCAACCGCUGUAUGGCAGAAAAGUACUGGACAUUUCUUGUGCAUACUGUUCAAAAACCUUUCACAGGGAAUGCCUUCGCCUUUUACCAGAUAAUAUGGAUAAAAAAAUAAUUGUGUGCCCUAACUCAUGUUUGGCUAGUGCCAAGGAAAAAAUCCACACUUGUAGUACGUAGCAUUUUUCUCUUUGUACGGCUUUAGCCAAACCUGACUAUAACAAACCAGCAUAAAGUGAAUUAUCCUGUAUAUUGCACACACAAAACUUCCUGACUGAUACUCAUGCAAAACACUCACUUGUAACAGAGGCCUUUUUUUUCGUACUUUUUUUUAAAAUACUGCCUAAAUGUUAGAAUACUCGAAAACAUACCAGCAGUGUACUUCAAGCAAGCUCCUAUCGAGUCUCUAUUUUGAGUGACUGGCAAGCUGUUUAAGGCUAAAGAUUGCUGUCUACUAUGCAUGGUUUUGUUUACAAAAAUGCAGGUAACUCUGACUUAAUUUUUCCACUGAGGACAACAAAUUCAUGUAGGACAAACACAAUACAAAAGUUUGUUUCCUUUCGUUAUAGGUGCAUUUGGAUUUGAAGAAUUACUUGAUAUAAGGAACCUAUCUUUAGUGCAUAGGCCAGUUUGUUAUAAUCGGGUUUCAGUGUAUCUACAAGCUACCAGUAAACACUGACACAAACCGGUGAUGUGAAACUUUUAUUGUUCCAGAGCCCCGUUAGCAAUAUGCCUGUAUACUUCGAUGCUGUUAAGAGGUUUAUUUGUUAAUUAUCGAUGCAUUAACUUAGAUCCAUUAGCAGAUGUGCAACUGCUUUAUGGUUACCUGCGGCAUCGGGAUUGCUUAGGCCCAACCACAAGGAACAAGUUUACAACAUAUUUUUGGCCGGCUAUUUGAUUUGACGUGGGCACAAUUCAGCAUCUAGAGCAUCAACCCCAGCAUCUCAUCAUUCUUGACGAUGGCAGCUGGCGUCAACAAUCCGUCAGGAAUGUGUUUCUUGUGGUUGAAACUUUAAUGUGGGCAGGUUCACUUUGUAUUAUUCAAUUUGAAAACCUGAUCAAUCUGCUUCUAAGUAGUAGCAAGUAUUUUGGAUAUUCAACUGUGUUACAAAAUUUGCUUGCCAUCGGUCUGGUACUGCUUUAGCAACCGAAAUCUGUACUGACAUUGCCCCAUUACCUUCCCGUUGCCGCAAGUCUCUCGGCGGAGCCUGACCGCUACAGAGCGCAUUCUCGGGUGGCGGAUAGAGAAAACUCUUGUCAUGAAGCUGCGCUAAGCAGCUUCAUGCAAGACAGGCACUUGUGCCCGCGGACCAACAGGCUAAGAAAAUCCUCAACAGCAGCACUCGGGUUGUCACAGUGACAUGUUCAUCUCGGAAUGCAAGUUGCAGAUUCUUUUUAAUCCUUUGUACUUCACCUGCGUUUUUUUCCCUCUUGUACAGGUCCACUGAUGUACCAGCUGCAUGCAUUCACACUACCAUCAAGUCAUCAGGAGCGUCUGUACCUCUAUCUAAAUAUUACACUAUUGUCUAAGGUGGAAAAUGAGACUUGUAUAUUUUGCUGUAAUGGUUCUGCCAAUAAAAGAUUGAUUAUA